Molecule: messenger RNA, 1101 nt
Organism: Aricia agestis (brown argus)
Lineage: Eukaryota; Metazoa; Arthropoda; Insecta; Lepidoptera; Lycaenidae
Exons: 8
Coding region: 121-1101 (326 amino acids)
Source: RefSeq, a predicted model, not a curated record
CUAUGUACUAGUAAUCUGCGAAUGAAACGAACACAGCUAUCGGCUUCCUUUUUCUGAGCAAAAAAUCAAUAGAAAAAUAUAACUAGAAUCUGACUUAAAUAAUAUAUUUUAACCUAGAAGAUGAGUCAAGGAACCUGUUUGCUAUGUUUUUCUGUCACAGGAGUACAAGAUAUUAAAAACACUGGUUUGCAGAAUGUGUACGAAGUAUUAUCGGACAGUCAGAUACAAGCUGAGUCGCAUCCACUGUGCUACAUUUGCUUCACAAAGCUUCUACAGUGCCAACAGCUUUUGAAGCAAAUCAAUAAAGAAAACAGUGAAAAUCAGUCUGAUAUUAAUCCUUUGGUGAGGCUGAGUUGCGAAACUGAAGAGUGGUCGUUACCUCUUGAUUUUCUAGAGACAGAACUGACUCCACUACUCACAGAAAUAGAGAUCAAGACAGAGUAUAAUAUUAAAGAAGAAUAUGUAGAGGGCACAGCCAUAGAAUUUGUGGAGUGUCCAGGUCGAGAAUCAAAAAGUCCAGCUAUAAAAGAAGAAUGUGCGGAAAGUCUAAGUCAUUACGAAGCCGAAAAUACUGGAGAGUCAGCGUACGAGCAUAUUCCCACGAAGCCGACACAAGAUGACACAAAACAUUAUGCUUCAACUAUAAAAGAAGAAAGCGCGGAAAGUCCAAGUCAUAACGAAGCCGAAAGUACUGGAGAAUCAGCGUACGAGCAUAUUCCCACGGAGCCGACACAAGAUGACACAAAACAUUAUGCUUCUAUAAAAAAAGAAUGUGCGGAAAUUUCAAGUCAUUACGAAGCCGAAAGUACUGGAGAAUCAGCGUACGAGCAUAUUCCCACGAAGUCGACACAAGAUGACACAAAACAUUAUGAUUGGUACUCGGUUGAGCGAACUUCUUACUGCAGCGGUCGCUGGAGUAAGGUUUACCGCGUGUGUGGUCCCGCUUGUGAGAUUUCAAUUUGUAUAGAUGAGAGAAUGUCUCGGUGCAAACGUCACAAGCAAAAGGGUUGUUUGGUUUUGGUUCUGUGGUUACAUUUUCUGUUUCCACAACAUUACUAUCUUCAUAACGAUCUGGGCUCUCGUCAUAGUCCUCAUCUAUAA